Paramecium octaurelia is the source of this 229-nucleotide messenger RNA. Lineage: Eukaryota; Ciliophora; Oligohymenophorea; Peniculida; Parameciidae. The record is from the annotation of a GenBank genome assembly.
AUGGGUUGUCAUUUUAGGAAAUAGCAAAAGCCAAUAAUCUUAGAUCCUGAUCUGAAAGACAAAGAAUAUUAAUACCAAAUAAAAGGUUAAGGAGCUAGAAAAAUGUAAAUCUACUAAUGGGGGGAAAUUAAUUUAUAGUCAAUAGGUAUAUUUCUGGAAAUAUUAGUUAGUUAAAAGUACCAUUAUGAGAAGAAGAAGCACUACUCAACAAAUUAUUUCCAUAAGCUGA